AUGAGAGAAUUGGUGAUACUGCAAGAAGAAGAAAUGAAAGACUUUGCACAGUCAGUAGAGGAAGGGGGCUCUCAGCGAAAAGGACCUCUUGUAACUCGAUCUUUCCGAAUAAGGAAUGAAAUUGUUCGAGUGGGACUUGCUGAAUGUCUUUGCUCAUAUGUAAUGAUGGUGUUUGGCCUCGGCUCUGUGGCGCAGGUCGUGACUGGACAAGGAGAUUUUGGACAUUACAUAAGCAUCAACCUAGGCUUUGGGCUAGGUGUUGCGAUAGGUGCUCAUGUUGGAGGAAAAGUUUCAGGCGCUCAUAUGAAUGCAGCGGUGUCCUUCGCCAUGUGUACGUUUGGCCGUCUCGCAUGGAAGAUGUUCCCCUUCUAUUUGUUUUCACAGCUACUGGGGUCCUUUUUGGCAGCAGGGACAGUUUAUGCGGUGUAUUAUGAAGCAAUACAUGACUAUUGUGGGGGAAAUCUGACUGCAACUGGUGAAAAGGCUACAGCUAGUAUAUUUGCCACCUAUCCUGCCCCAUACCUUUCCUUAUUUGGUGGAUUCAUUGACCAGCUAUUUGGUACAGCAAUCCUACUGCUGUGCCUGAUGGCUUUUUCUGACCAGAAAAACAAACCAGCUGCUGCAGGCAGUGAGCCUACACUCGUGGGUCUCUUGGUGCUACUCAUUGGCAUUUCUCUGGGCAGCAAUAGUGGCUACGCAAUCAACCCUACCAGAGACUUUGGACCGAGGCUCUUCACAGCCAUUGCAGGUUGGGGAACUGACGUCUUCAGGGCUGGAAAUGGUUGGUGGUGGGUACCCAUUGUUGCCCCUACGAUUGGAGGUGUACUUGGUGCAGGUCUCUACAUGGUUUUGAUAGAACUUCAUCACCCUCCACUCUCUGAAAAUUGUGCUGGUGCUGGGGUAACUAAAGAGUUAGAGAAGGAAACUGCAUCGCUGGAAAAACAAAACUUUGACACUGAUUUGUGUGUCUGA
Nerophis lumbriciformis (worm pipefish) is the source of this 972-nucleotide messenger RNA. NCBI's taxonomy places the organism in Eukaryota, Metazoa, Chordata, Actinopteri, Syngnathiformes, Syngnathidae. The record is from RefSeq and is a predicted model, not a curated record.